Molecule: messenger RNA, 777 nt
Organism: Funneliformis geosporum
Lineage: Eukaryota; Fungi; Glomeromycota; Glomeromycetes; Glomerales; Glomeraceae
Source: the annotation of a GenBank genome assembly
AUGGGAUUGUUCACAUUUUCAAAACAUGAUAUCACGGCCACUAUUGCCGAAUUCCUUGGAACGGCAUACUUUGUAUUUAUGGGUGUUGGGGGCGCAGUAAGCAUCCAGACCGUUACAUCUCAAGGAACUGGAGCAUUGAAUGUUCUUGCUAUCCCAUUCGCUUUUGGUUUUUCACUUUUCGUUAAUGUAUUUAUUUGGGCACCCGUCUCUGGAGGAGUGCUUAACCCAUCUAUUACGAUUGGUUUAAUGGCUUCAAAAAAUAUAUCAAUUGUACGAGGCGUCAUGUAUAUAGUAGCUCAAUUAUUAGGAGGCUUAGUAGGAGCCUGUUUUAUUAGUUUGGUUCAACCCAAGGCUUUCUUUGAAGGAGCUGCCAUAAAUGCUGUCACCGAUCUCGGUCUAGGAAUUACAACGGCUCAAGGACUAUUUUUGGAAAUGUUUACGACAUCAGUAUUGACAAUGGCUGUUCUUAUGUUGGCAGUUGAAAAACAUGGACAAUUCAUGGCACCGUUUGGUAUUGGAAUGGCUUUAUUCCUUUCUGCCUUAUGUGCUGGUCCAUACACUGGUGCUUCCUUAAAUCCCGCUAGAACUUUCGGUCCUUCCGUUGUUGCUGGUAAAUAUGGUCCGAAUCAUUGGAUAUAUUAUGUCGGUCCCACUUUAGGUAGUUUAUUAGCAGCUGGUUGGUGGAAGUUAUUGAAGGUCAUGCAAUACGAGAAGGCUUCCGGCUCCAAUGAUUCUGAUGAAAAUCGUACCCCUGAAAAACAUGAUUCAAUUGCAUAA